This is a messenger RNA of Aphanomyces invadans, 1794 nucleotides long. RefSeq lists its product as hypothetical. NCBI's taxonomy places the organism in Eukaryota, Oomycota, Saprolegniomycetes, Saprolegniales, Verrucalvaceae. The record is from RefSeq and is a predicted model, not a curated record. The coding region runs from base 27 to 1562 and encodes 511 amino acids. The transcript is spliced from 5 exons. Gene Ontology annotation, molecular function: GTPase activity; GTP binding.
CUCCAUUUCGCAGGUUGAACCUACCGAUGACGAAGGGCAAACCAUUCAGCGGCAAGCUCAAGAAGCAGCAGCUCCAAGCAAAGCGUGAGAAGAAAGCACAGAAGGAGAAGCACGCGGCUGCCAAGUACGACGCCGAGCGGGACGAGCUUGUCGGCCUUGCUUCGUCGGCGCCACCAAUGUCACCUAUGGACUCCCCUCCAAUGGAGUAUGUAUCCGUUGAUGUGGGGUAUUCGGGGGACUUGCGAACCAUCUUUGCAAAAGAGUCACAGGCAGCGAUCGACGCGCGGAAGAAGGACGCUACCAGACCGUUGGUGAUGGCCCCCGACCGCGGCAAUUCGCAAUCAAUCUACGCAUAUGGUCUCACCGACGUGCGCAAUCAACCACCGAUUCCGAUCCGACCCCACUGGACGAAGCAUAUGAGCCCGGACGAGCUCGCGAUGUCCGAGGAGGACGCUUUCCGCGCGUGGUUGGUCGAGUUGCACGAGACUUGCGUGGCCCGGCGUCAGGGAGCCAGGGCCGACGCUGCCAUAAACUCAUACGAGCGCAACUUGCAAGUGUGGCGGCAGUUGUGGCGCGUGAUCGAGAAGUCAAACGUGCUCGUGCACCUCGCCGACUGCCGAUGCCCCCUUCUCCACCUGAGCCACCGAUUGAUUCGCCACAUCCAGCAAGACCAUCCAGGAAAGCGUGUGCUCAUCCUUCUAACCAAAUGCGAUUUUGUUGCGCCUGAACGUGUCGACGCGUGGGUCCAGUACAUCCAGCAUCGGUACAACGUGCCCGUGCUUCCGUACAACCGGGACCGCGUGCACGAGAGCAACGCCGCCUUGCUCCAGGCCAUUGGCAAGCUCAGCGAAGGCACGAGCUUCGCGCAGAGCCACCGCGACGGCGAAGAAAACAGUCGCACGCUCAUGGUCGGCUUGGUGGGCGAGCCGAACGUGGGCAAGAGCUCGUUUUUGAACAGCCUGUUUCUGAAAAAGUUGGUGUCCGUGUCGGCCACUCCUGGCCACACCAAGCACUUUCAAACCCACUUUUACGACAACCCGGCGCUCGUCGGACGCGAAGACGUCGACAAAGUGUGCUUGUGCGACUGCCCGGGCGUUGUCUUUCCUCGGUUUGGCAUCCCAUUGGCGUUGCAGAUCUUGUUUGGGAGCUACCCGAUCGCGCAGACGAGGGAGCCGUACUCGGCGGUGCGCUUCGUCGCCGAGAAUGCCUCGCCAUCCCUCCAGCACGUGUACAAGUUGCGCAAGGUGGACGACGACGAUGAAUGGUCGCCGUUCACCGUGGCGGAAGCGUAUGCGGCCCAACGAGGGUUCCACUCAAAAGGCGGGAAGCUCGACGUGUUUCGCGCCGCCAACUUGCUGCUACGUCACACGUUGAACGGAGAGAAAGUGGUCCUGACCUUCCCGCCGCCGCCGAUCGAGGCCCCGACGAUGGCGGUCGAGGCCGACAACGAAAGCAGAGACGGCAUGCCGCUGACGACGAACCAAGUCACGGCGCUGUUUGGAGACAUGGGAAUGACUGAACGACAUGCGCUGGAUGGCGUGAAAUGUAGUGAGGACAGCUAGUGCGGAUGUUGGCAUGACGGAAGGGUCGGCAUUGUGGUGCAUUUCGCGCACGAGAAGGCGUGGAACUGCAAAGAAUCAACAUGACGUUGGAUCGACAUGGAGCACUCCACUUCAUUGUCGUGUUUGCUAGAGAUGAAGGCAUGAUGGCCUCAAUGGAACAGACCGUGCUCCGCUGGGCAUGCAUGCUUCCAUGGAUGUGGAUCCAGGACGAGACGGCAGUGCAACAACGCAG